AUGGAUUUAAAAAAAAUUAUGGUCAGGAAUAUUACAAAGGAGGAUAAAAAGCAAGAAAUAAGAAAAAAAUUAAUUAUGUUGGUGAGAAAAGGAGAAGAUAAAAGAAUGAGAGAAAAGAAUUUAAUUGAUAUGGGGGAGAUGAUUACGAAUAGUGUGAAGGUGGAUAAUAAGAAUAACAGUGGGGGUAGACAAGAGACCGCAGAGAAGGUGUUUUUACGGAUCUGGUCUAAUAUCUGCCCUAAAAAACACCUGGUCUAA
Molecule: messenger RNA, 258 nt
Organism: Vairimorpha ceranae
Lineage: Eukaryota; Fungi; Microsporidia; Nosematidae
Exons: 1
Coding region: 1-258 (85 amino acids)
Source: RefSeq, a predicted model, not a curated record